Molecule: messenger RNA, 2430 nt
Organism: Arabidopsis arenosa
Lineage: Eukaryota; Viridiplantae; Streptophyta; Magnoliopsida; Brassicales; Brassicaceae
Source: the annotation of a GenBank genome assembly
UCAAUCUCAGCUGAGAAAUACAGCAAUCGCCGAUCAAUUCUCGUAUAUACAUAGACGUGCCUUAAGUCUGAUGGGUUGUACUGUGAGGGAGAAGCAUGUUAGGCCUAACCGGAAGACCCGAUCCGUGAAACCCGAAUUCGAUCCGUGUUGUUUGCUCGACAGGACCGCUCUAUCGAAAUCGAUUGUCGAAUCGAGUCUAAAGCAUCUUGUUUAUCAUCCGGGUCUUCUUGAUUCGUGUCCAGAGUCUAACCCUAGUGGCAAUUUUGAGGAUAAUGGUUGGGGUUACUGUACGGAGGAGCAAUUAGAGGAUAUUUUGUUGAAACAUUUGGAGUAUUUAUAUAACGAAGCGAUUUCGAAGCUUGUGGCAUCGGGUUAUGAUGAGGAUGUUGCGUUGAGAGCUGUUCUUAGUAAUGGGUAUUGUUAUGGUGGAAUGGAUGUUAUGACGAAUAUUCUGCAUAAUUCUUUGGCUUAUCUUAAGAGUAGUACUGGUGAAGGUAGUAAUGUGAACAAUGAGGAUCAAUCAGAGACUGUUUUUACGGAUUUGAGACAGUUGGAAGAGUAUUCACUUGCGGGUAUGGUUUAUUUGCUGCAGCAAGUUAAACCUAAUUUGAGUAAAGGUGAUGCAAUGUGGUGUUUGCUAAUGAGUGAGCUUCAUGUUGGGAGGGCGAGUACUAUGGAUAUACCGAGUUCUGGAAAAGGGGAUAGUAGUAAUGUAGGGGUUGGUGGUAGUAGUACUGUAAAUGGUGUUGGUGGUGCUAUUGCACCAGCAUUGUGUAGAUUCCAUGGAGGUUGGGGUUUUGGUAAUGGGAAAGGACCCAAGUUUUCAGGUAAUGGGGUUUCUUUGUGUAGCGAAGAGUUAACAUUGCAGAGAGAGAUUGAUUGUCCGAGGAGAUUUAAUCUUUCACCGUCAAUGAAGUCUUUGUUGAGAGAGAAUGUUGCAGCUUUUGUUGCUGGGUAUCGUGCUAGUAUGGAGCAAAAGAAGCAGAUGCAAGUGCAGUCUGAAACUAGUAGUAAUAGCUUGUCUUGCGCAGCUGCUGCUACACGUUCAGAGACGUGUGAGCAGCCACGUAACUCGGUGAGUGAAGAAAGUGUCAGUUCAGUGCUGGAGAAAUUCCGGGAUCUGAACCUUGAUGACAAUGUUGAUUCGGCACCUGAGGAGCUUAAGGAUGAUGCUUUAAUAGGACUACUUCAUCAGGUUCAGGAUCUCAAAAAGCAAUUGAAGGAGAGGAAAGACUGGGCUCAGAAGAAGGCAAUACAAGCUGCCCAAAAGGUCAGCGAUGAACUGGCCGAGCUUAAAUCGUUGAGGAGUGAGAGAGAAGAAAUCCAACAGUUGAAAAAGGGGAAACAAACUCGUGAGGACUCAACCUUGAAAAAAUUAUCAGAGAUGGAAAAUGCUCUUAGAAAAGCUAGCGGUCAAGUUGACAAGGCAAAUGCGAUAGUAAGGGCACUUGAAAACGAAAGUGCAGAAAUCCGGGCGGAAAUGGAAGCUUCCAAAUUAAGUGCAUCAGAAUCUCUCACGGCAUGCAUGGAGGCAUCGAAGAAAGAGAAAAAAUGCUUGAAGAAACUUGUGGCGUGGGAGAAGCAGAAAAUGAAGUUGCAGGACGAGAUUACAGCUGAGAAAGAGAAGAUUAAGGCACUCAAUAGGGCUUUAGCUCAGAUCACGCAGGAAGAAAAAGAAUAUGAGGCGAAAUGGAGACAGGAACAGAAAGGUAAGGAGCAAGCUAUGGCUCAAGUGGAAGAAGAGCAGCGCUUGAAGGAAGCAACCGAGGCUAGCAACAAGAGAAAGGUGGAAAGCCUGCGGUUAAAGAUUGAAAUAGACUUUCAGAGACACAAAGAUGAUCUCCAAAGACUGGAACAAGAGCUGUCUCGGCUCAACAAAGCCUCUUCAACUGACUCAAGCCUCCAAUCCAAUAACAGCUCUCACACAAAGGGGAAAUCAGACAAGUCGAAGGGAGAAGCAAUGUCUAAGCUGCUUGAAGAGCUUGAUAGGCUUGAUGGAUCAUAUGAGAAGGAAGCAAACUAUGACCGGGAAUGUCUGAUCUGCAUGAAAGAUGAGGUUUCGGUUGUGUUUCUUCCUUGUGCUCACCAAGUGGUCUGUGCGAGCUGCAGCGAUAGCUUAAUGGGCGGUGGCAAAGCGACAUGUCCUUGUUGCAGAGCUCCGGUUCAGCAGAGAAUCCGUGUAUUUGGAGCGAGUUCUUAGUAAAAAAAGAUUAUCUGGGGUUCAAAGAUUAAUCAUAGCACAACUUGUCAGGUAUAAAUACUUUUUUGUUUGUUUGUUUGUUUAUGGCUCCGUCUCUCUGCUUCAUAUUGUCUCUUAUCUUCAAUCUGAGGGUUUUGGACUAUUUGCAUCUUUACAUUGUUUUGAGUUGUUGCCUGGUUUAUGAUCUUCCCAGGAUUCACAAUGUAAGUAAAUAAAAAAUUCUACCUUCU